Molecule: messenger RNA, 4217 nt
Organism: Acanthopagrus latus (yellowfin seabream)
Lineage: Eukaryota; Metazoa; Chordata; Actinopteri; Spariformes; Sparidae
Gene: hook1
Product: hook microtubule-tethering protein 1
Exons: 22
Coding region: 231-2381 (716 amino acids)
Biological process (GO): cytoskeleton-dependent intracellular transport; cytoplasmic microtubule organization
Cellular component (GO): centrosome; cytoplasm
Molecular function (GO): microtubule binding; dynein light intermediate chain binding
Source: RefSeq, a predicted model, not a curated record
GCAAGUAAACGUCAAAUGACUAAGAAACUGCGCCAUUCUCGUACGUCCUACGCUGUUUUUAUGGCGGAACGGCUGCUGUGCAUCCUCACUCUGCGUACUCGUCGUUAAAGAAUUACCUCUCGGCAGCAGGUGAGGUCAAAUGCAGAGGAAAGGAGCGGAAGAGCUUUGCUGACAGGUGGAAAAUAUUUUAGCUUUGAGCUAAAAAUAAUAAUAAUCAUAAUAAGGAGUCGAUGGACGAGACGAAAGCGGCGCUGACCGACAGCCUCAUAAUAUGGCUGCAGACCUUCAACACUACUGCGCCCUGCAGCACAGUGGCAGAGCUGACCACUGGAGCAGCAAUAUCACAGGCGCUGCAUCAAAUAGACCCAGCUUGGUUCAAUGAUGGAUGGCUCACUCGUAUCAAAGCAGAUGUUGAGGACAACUGGAGACUGAAGAUGAACAACCUGAAGAAGAUACUUCAGAUGAUGGUUGAUUAUUAUAAUGAGAUCCUAGCCCAGGAAAUCUCAGAUUUCCCCCUUCCAGAUGUGGCUCUGGCGGCAGAGAAUUCAGACGCUGUCGAGCUGGGGAGGCUUCUGCAGCUCGUAUUAGGCUGUGCUGUCAAAUGUGAGCGUAAACAAGAAUACAUUCAGAUCAUCAUGACCUUGGAGGAGUCUGUACAGCAUGUUGUCAUGACAGCUAUCCAGGAGCUCAUGAGUAAAGAGAUCAUGGCCCCGUUUGGAACAGAACUGUCAGGGGACUUGGAACAGCAGCUUAAAAAAGCUCUAGAAGACAUGACUGAACUUCUCGCAGAGAAGGAAGCAUUGGCCCAGCGCUGUCAAGAGCUUGACAUGCAGGUGGCUGUUCUUCAAGAGGAACGGAACAGCUUAUUGGCUGAGAAUGAUGUACUAACAGACCGAGCCAAUCAGUUGGACACAUUCGACGACCCGAGCACACCCUCAGGGAGGAAACACAGCCAGCUGCAGCAACAGUUAGAGGCGCUGCAGGAGGAGAACUUCAGGCUGGAGGCCGCUAAGGAUGACUACCGGAUCCACUGUGAAGAGCUGGAGAAGCAGCUGAUUGAGGUUCAGCAUCGUAACGACGAGCUCACCAGCCUGGCAGAAGAAUCUCGAGCUCUCAAAGAUGAACUGGACGUUUUGAGGAACUGCUCAGAUCGGGUGGUGAUGCUCGAGGCUUCAGUGGAAACAUACAAACGUAAACUGGAGAAUCUUGGUGAUCUGAAGAGGCAGAUGAAGCUGCUGGAGGAGAAUAACAUGACCUACAUGCAGAACACUGUUAGCUUGGAGGAAGAGCUGCGCAAGGCCAAUGCUGCCCGUGCACAGCUGGAGACCUACAAGAGACAGGUCCAGGAGUUACACAAGAAGUUGUCUGAGGAGACGAGGCGAGCAGACAACCUGGCCUAUGAGAUGAAGAAGUUGGAGGAAAAGCAUGAGACUGUUAUAAAGGAGAAAGAGAGGAUCAUCAUGGAAAGAGAGUCUCUAAGGGAGGUUAAUGAGGAGCUGCGAUGCACUCAGGCCCAACAGCACCAGCUCUCCCAAGCAGGGAUCCUUCCUUCUGGCAGCCCCAGCCACGACAACUUGGCAGCUGAAUUAAUACCCAUUGAGUACAGAGAAAAGUUCAUCAGGCUGCAACAUGAGAACAAGAUGCUUAGAGUACAGCAGGAGGAGUACGAGAGGGAGAAUAUCACUGCACUGCAGCUGCAGCUGGAGGAAGCACAUAAGACCCGCAGUGAACUGGACACUGAGAACAGACUGAGUCGAGAGCGGAUCACUGAGCUGCAGCAGCAGGUCGAGGAUCUCCAGAAGGCUCUGCAGAGUCAGGCGGCUAAACCUGAUGAUUCAAACCUGAAGCGGAAACUUGAUGCACACAUGGUCCAGCUGAACGAGGCUCAGGAUGAAAUCAUGAAGAAGAAAGAGCUGCUGGAGGACCUGCAGCCUGACAACACUCAGAAUUCCUUGAAGCUGGACGAGCUGAUGGCCGCUCUGAAGAAGAAAGAUGAUGACAUGAGGGCCAUGGAAGAGAGGUAUAAAAUGUACCUGGAGAAAGCUCGCAAUGUGAUCCGAGCACUGGAUCCUAAACUAAAUCCAGCCACCGCUGAGAUCCAGGCUCUGAGGAACCUGUUAGCUGAUCGGGACAAGCAGAUUGUCAACCUGGAGCGUCAGUGUGAGCAGGCCAGACUGAGAGAGUAUGAGGAGAAGCUGAUCGUCACAGCGUGGUACAACAAGAGUCUCAGCUUUCAGAAGUUGGCAGUUGAAUCACGUCUCGGUGGCUGCACAUCCUCCAUGGUGUCCCCCAGCCAGUCCUUCUUGUCCCAGCAGCGCCAGGUCUCAAACACCCCGCGUCGGGCACUUUCCAUCAGCGUGCCUGCCACUACCUCCAAAUAGAGCCAAAUGUCUGAUCUUUUAUUCAGUUAAGGGAAACUAAACCCUCCCUCACUCCUUCCCUUCCCACCAGUGAGCACUAAAGUGACCUUAAACACAACUGGCUCUCAGCGCUUGGGGGGAGGGGUCACAGAUGAGCUGAUUGGAAUCAAUGAGCACUUCUGGUACUUAUCAAAAACAACCCAAUAUGUAGGUCAGCCUCCUGAGGUCUCCACCACAUACUGUCCCACAAGACACUGGCUACAGGCUAACUUUGCAUAGAAGAUGAAUCCACAACCUGCGUUCACCUCACUAGCUUAAGUAGCGCACCCCAACCGUAGACUUGGAGCAUAUUUCCCAUCUCCCCUGAACACUCGCUAUAAUCAAUUCAGCCUUCGCUCUCUUGUAUCCUGUCAUGCUGUGUCCUUGAUCAGAUCGGGAGCGAGUGAAAUGUAAAUGCUUUAUUACUUUAUUCUCAAUCAUAGCCCAUAAUAUAUGAAUGUGAUUUUAAAAAAAAAAAAGAAGAAAAAAAAAGGGUUACUUGAAUGCUAAAGCCAAUUAAAUGUAACUUCAAAUGAUUGUUGAUCUAUGUAAAAACUUCCAUCACACUAUGCACUUAAAGGGCAACUCCACCAAUUUUACAUUACAGUGACCAUACAGGUCUCAGGGAGCACAACUGCUUAUGAGGAAAAAGGUAGUAUAAAGCCUUGUAGCUCACUAGAGGAAAUUUGGGGUCACAAAAGGCUUUAUACUACUUUUUCUCACAUAUGUAGUUAUACUCCCCAAGACCCACGAACACACUUUAAUAUGUAAAAAUGGUGGAGUUACCUUUUAAAGGAGUACUGAAGUUGUCAUUCAUCACACUGAUGAAAAAGACAAACAUGUUUCAGAGGUCUUUGAGAAAAUGAUUGCUGUAUUUGGUGCUGGACGCCAACUGCUUUGAAGCAUCAAACAUCAGUGGCUAAGAAUUUUUGUACUAAACUGGAACAAGCCCAUCACAAGCUGUGAAAAUCCUACAAAUCAUUUUAAGUAAAAUCAACCUCUGAGGUGCUGCGACAACAAAUCAUACGCAAGAAAUUCAGGAUGUGCAUUUCUCAUGUAUUUUCUAUAUUCCUAAAGUGUGAUUUGACCUCCUUACUGGCAGCAUGCUCUAAAUUAAAAGUGGCAGGCCUUAUUAUUCACUGAAUAUCUUGAAGCUUAUUUUAGUAGCGAGUAAACGAGUCUAUAAUCUAUGAAGUCUUACAGCUGUCAUGUGAACAUGAUUUGAACACCAGCUUCUGAUCCAUACGUCAGAACCAGGUUAAGCUUUCUUACAGUACCUGCAAAUUGUAACUUGAGAAUUUUUAUUCACUGUAGUUUCUAUUGUAUUUAACCAUGGACUUGUUUCAGGUUGUUUUAAUGUUGGAAGUACAGAGCCCUGUAGAGAAGCUUUGAUAUUGGGUGAUAUUGGCUGUUCAAGCUUAUGGGGUCUUAAGUUCAACUGCACUAGUGUCACAAAAGGAAAUGGCUGUUGAUUGCCUUGUCACUCUGUAUGUCUGCAAUAACCCUGAAGAGGCAUUUCAUUAUGGUUUUGUUAUUUGUGAUCAAUAGUAAUGUAUGUCAGAGCGCUUUUAUUUACUUUUGCAGUGGAUGAUCCUUUGUAGAUUGCUGAUUUAAAAGCUCAUUUGUCAUUUAUAUGAAAAUAAGAAGUACGAUCAAACGUAGCGCAUCACAGAACCUACAUGUGUAGUGUUGAAUGUUUGUGUGUACAUGAAGAAAAGUGAGGAAGGCAUUAUGAAUUUUCAGGAAUUUAAGGAGUUAAACAUUUUAAAUUCUUUGGUUUUCUUGUGAAUAAAUAAAUUCUUUUUCUUAUAAAGUGUG